Messenger RNA from Homo sapiens (human), 2658 nucleotides. It is a transcript of the gene VSNL1, whose product is annotated as visinin like 1. The record is from RefSeq and is marked reviewed. NCBI's taxonomy places the organism in Eukaryota, Metazoa, Chordata, Mammalia, Primates, Hominidae. The transcript has 5 exons. Gene Ontology annotation, cellular component: membrane; cytosol. Gene Ontology annotation, molecular function: calcium ion binding. Bases 229 to 855 code for a protein of 208 amino acids.
AAUCUGCAGCAGAGAUUUACCCGAGCGUGUUGCGGCAGCGGCUGGGCUUGCAAGGCGCGAUCCAAGAGGGAUUUAAGCAGCCCAGAGCUCCAGAGAAAAAGAGAGCGAGAGAGAACCACACACAGAGACGGCUUAAGCGUUUACCCGAAUUAAAUAUAUAUUUUUAAAAAGAACUGUUGAGUUUUAUCAUUUUCGUUAAGUGACCGUGCGCAGCGCUGUAACUGCAGGAUGGGGAAGCAGAAUAGCAAACUGGCCCCUGAAGUGAUGGAGGACCUGGUGAAGAGCACAGAGUUUAAUGAGCAUGAACUCAAGCAGUGGUACAAAGGAUUUCUCAAGGACUGUCCAAGUGGGAGGCUAAAUCUCGAGGAAUUUCAGCAGCUCUAUGUGAAGUUCUUUCCUUAUGGAGACGCCUCCAAGUUUGCCCAGCAUGCCUUCCGAACCUUCGACAAGAAUGGGGACGGCACCAUUGACUUCCGAGAGUUCAUCUGCGCUCUGUCCAUCACCUCCAGGGGCAGCUUUGAGCAGAAGCUGAACUGGGCCUUCAAUAUGUAUGACCUGGAUGGUGAUGGCAAGAUCACCCGAGUGGAGAUGCUGGAGAUCAUCGAGCACAGUGCUGGGGAGGUCCCAGAACCAAGCCAUGGGGCCCGUACUGUCGUGACGGUGGCAUUGUCAUCUGCCAUUCACUCACUACUGGAUCUCCCACGAACCUGUCUUACUGUGCACACAGGAUGUCAUGGGCUGUUUCUCUGGCACUUGGUGUAUCUCUGCUCUGCCUCACUCCAGCUGCGCCUAGUGGGGACCCGAGGCUGUCAGGGGCUCCCGGGACAUCCUUCCAGGCUAUCUACAAAAUGGUAGGCACUGUGAUCAUGAUGAAAAUGAAUGAGGAUGGCCUGACGCCUGAGCAGCGAGUAGACAAGAUUUUCAGCAAGAUGGAUAAGAACAAAGAUGACCAGAUUACACUGGAUGAAUUCAAAGAAGCUGCAAAGAGCGACCCUUCCAUUGUAUUACUUCUGCAGUGCGACAUCCAGAAAUGAGCUGAUGUCAAUGCUAUGGACUGCACAAAAGUCUCAAUGUUCCAUUCAGUCUGCAGCUAUUCACACACACACACACACACACACACACACACACACACACACACACAAAUAUUGCUUGGACUACCUAUAAAUGGACUUGCUUCUUGUGUUUGAAACACUCGUGUGCAUGAGAAUGUCAUUUGCUAAUGAAUUUUAAAAGCAUAUAUAAAACAAAACAAACAACCUGCCACAAUGUGAUAUGUGUAAUAUCAUUUCAUAAAAAUCCCUCUUCCUCCAAAGCCUGGGCAGAAAUGUGCUGCAAAGAGUUAUAUGACUUCUUGUUCAUGUUUUGCUAAUGCUCGUAUCUCCUUGAUUACAUAAUGUUAGUAGCACUGAGACCCCCAUGGUAAUGUAACUUAAUUAUAAGCUAUGUCACUACCCUCCUGUAAAAUACUAUUGGACAGACACAGAGGGACCCUUGGCUCCUGUGUCUGGUCCACACACCACAGAAGCUUGUAUUAUCAGUGAAUAUAAAUGUACUACAUUUGCAUGCCUUUUGGGUUUGCCUUAAUUCUUACCUCAUUUGCAUCCUAUCGAUCUGGAAAGAGCUGUUUUGGAUGAAUGCAGUAUAAAAUGUAAAAACCCUGCUAAAUGACUUAUUGAUUAAGUAUAUCUAUCUAUAUAUACAUAUACACAAAGAUAUUAUUUAUCGAAAGUAAAAAAGAUGGAAGUGUAUUGGUUUCUGUUUGAAUUUUCAAAGGCUUCCAAUGUGGUGGCAAUAAAUGUCCCAAAUAAAUUUAUAACAAUUGAUUUUCCCCCUAAUUCUUAUUUUAUAAUUUUAAAAUUGCAGCAGUUGCUAGCAACAACUUACUAAAUCUACUCUUAAAUAUACAACUUUGGAAUUUGAAGAAUUAAUGACAACAAAAGGGAAAAAAGCAACUUUCCAACUUUUCAUCCAGGCUCCCAAAAGAGGGACAACGAACAUGGCAUGUGAAAAGUAAAACAGAUUUGUUCAUUCCGAAAAAAAAAUGUUCAUUCUAUGACAAUAAAUUUUAUCUCAGUGUGACUUUGGUGCUAACAACGUAUGUUCAGUGCAACUACGUGGAGCUGUGCACACACAGCAGGUAGGCUGCAGGUGUCCCCCAACAUAAGUCAGUAGGAAAGAAGACAUCUGUCUUCCCAAAUCUAAAGUAGGCAAAAAAUAACAGAAGUAGCUAUUUUUAAUAACAGAACAGAACUCUGACUCUUUUGAUCUUGAAGGAGGCAGAAGAGAUUCCAUCAAAACCUCUAAAAGCAGGUUUGCAUUUUCAGAACAUGCCCCCCUAGAGAGUUGAGUUUUUUACACAGCACUACCCGGUAGUACUUUCUCUGAUGAUGGGAAGGUCUACAUCUGCACAGCACGCUAGCUAUAACUGCACAUAUGGCUACUGAGCACUUCAAGUAUGGCUAGCGUGACUAAGGAACUGAAUUUUAUACUGUAAUUAAGUGUAAUUUGCCACAUAUAGCUAGUGGCUUUAGUAACAGACAGUUUAGUGCUAUAUUAUUUAUUCAAGUACUUUUUAUCAAAUUCGUUUUUUACCGAAUUCGUUUUUUACCAUUCUUUAUUUGUCUUAGGAUCAUUACAUAACACUAAACUAGGGUCUAA